Messenger RNA from Verticillium dahliae VdLs.17, 2284 nucleotides. RefSeq lists its product as uncharacterized. The record is from RefSeq and is a predicted model, not a curated record. The coding region runs from base 1 to 1782 and encodes 593 amino acids. Gene Ontology annotation, biological process: positive regulation of transcription by RNA polymerase II. NCBI's taxonomy places the organism in Eukaryota, Fungi, Ascomycota, Sordariomycetes, Glomerellales, Plectosphaerellaceae. Gene Ontology annotation, molecular function: DNA-binding transcription factor activity; transcription cis-regulatory region binding. Gene Ontology annotation, cellular component: nucleus. The transcript is spliced from 5 exons.
AUGGGUGAUUACUACCACCACUUCUUGACCUCCAUGGCUGGAGUGGUUGCCGGAAAGGGACACGCGAAUGCCUUUACCCAGAUCCUCCACCCGCCAAAGGUUCCCCAGCACCGAGCACCACAAGAUGUGGACGACGAUGUCAGCCGGAGCACCAAGCUCGAAACAAUUCCAGAUGAGGAUGAAGACGUCAACCAGAUUCCGAACUUUUCUGAACGACCGACAUGGUCGCGCGCGACAUCGACGGGGACCUCCAUCAACCAAAUUUCGCGAGCUACACGGCAAACCUCGGAAUCGCCGUCUGCGGACGGUAAUGUGAGCUCCCCAUCAAACUCGACCAGGACUAGCAGCACACAUACCGCAACAACACCACUGGCCGUGGAUAACCCGACCCUCUCGACCACCUCGUUUCCCGACUGGACUCACCUAUCUCCAGGUGUACAGCGGUACAUGGACUACUUCUACAAACAUAUGGAUCACCACAACUAUUGUAUUGUGCACGAUGGCGACAACUUCUUCCACGGCAUCCUACCAAACUUUGCCUUGCAGAACGAAGCGCUCUUGAAUGCUAUUGUCGGAUUCUCAGCCUAUCUUUACUCGCUGGAGCACAACCCCAACGGCAAGAUGUGGGAGUUUCUCCAGUACUAUAACAGGGGCGUGACGCUGUUGCUGGCCUCCUUAAAGAGGAAGGAGAAGCCAGAUAUUGGAACGCUCCUUACGAUCUUGCAGCUAGCCACUAUUGAAGAGUACCUUGGUGACUGGAUCAACUUGAUGGGGCAUCAGAGGGCAGCUUGCGACAUCAUCACCAGGCUUUUCACCCCGCAGACAGCCGUACAAACCCCCUUGGGGAGAAUGGUUCUCACGUGGUAUUCUCGGUUUGAUACCUUUGUAGCUAUGAUGGGCGGCUUUCCGACUGCGCUUGGGCAAGAGUGGUUCACACACCACAUCGACUAUGCACGACAUCAGCAAUUGUCUUCCGACGAGGAGCAACGUUCUUUCCACUGGAAAGCAGAGACACAAUACGCAGGUUUGCGCUUGCUCUCCAGAGAGAUGUCUAUGCUAUAUGCCCGAAUCACCAGGGGGCAGAUGACACCGGAGGAAUUCGAGACGGCUCAUGCGCAGACGUUGCAGCGACUUCGGGACUGGAAGGUCCAGCAGGACGCCGAACUUGAGGACCCGGCAAGCCUUGUUACAGACUUUUCUUGGGCACCAGUACCUGACGAAGCUGAUAUUGUCAGCCCCUUCUCGCCGGGAAUGCUCUACGAUCACCCGAAAUUGUCAACGACGUUUUUGACCGUCAUCUGGCUGUCCAUGAUCAUCAUGCACCAAUGCCAGUCACCCACUUCGGACCGCGAUCGGUUGUAUAGCGAGCUAGCAGGCCACGCAUACCACGUAUGCACGAUCUUCGAGCUGAUCCAUCAUUGGCCCAACAGCCCAAAAGGUGGUCUUCUACCACUGGAAGCGCCCCUUGCCAUCAGUGCGUUGUUCGUCCCGCAGGAUGCGAAGCACCACGUGUGGUUUAGGCGCAGGUUUGCUUUAAUGGAGACAAAGGGAUAUAUCCAUCCUGUCAAGGUGCGAAGCCAGAUGGGCGUACUAUUUGGUGCACCUGAAUGUGAGCGUUGGUGGCUACCCAACGAUGAGGGGUUCAGUCCUCUGCUCCAGGCGAUUCGCAACCUGGCUGACGAACGUAACGCUACCGCCAUCAAUGCGCAAGAGGAAAAUCUGCGCGAUGUUCGACACAUCUUCACUAAAAUGCAGUUGGCCGAAGGUCAACAGACGACGUAAGACGACGUAAGAGGGGUGCCGAUGUCAUUUACUUCUUGAAUGACUACAAACUUCCAGGCUGUGCUUGGAGAGGCGCCAUGACGAUGACGAUGCAUAGACACGCAUACCUGCGUGCGGUGGUGUUCAAAUGAGCAAUAGAGAAAUGCUGCGUCAACUGCAUUGCCCACAAGUGGCUGGAUAUUAUUUGCAAGGGAACCCUGCCAGCUCGCCUUCGGGGGAAGGGGGGGAUAUGAGACGCUAGAAACAUCUUGUGCGAGAUCAAGGGUUGCAAUUGCAUAGAGCAUCUCAUCAUGAUCCUGCAGAAGAUGAGGGUAUGAAAUAUACUAGGCUAAUAAUGAUGGCGGACGGGGAAAUGACCUAUGCAUGAGGAAUAUCAUGUUACUGAUUGCGACCCAGCUCUGAUGCGGGUGAAAUUUUGGUGUCGUCGCAUUACAAUCAUCUACAGACAAACAUACAUGAAAGUGCAUCCCGGGGCAUGGAGUCACGGCUUGAAUCCUCUGAU